Molecule: messenger RNA, 222 nt
Organism: Fusarium odoratissimum NRRL 54006
Lineage: Eukaryota; Fungi; Ascomycota; Sordariomycetes; Hypocreales; Nectriaceae
Exons: 1
Coding region: 1-222 (73 amino acids)
Source: RefSeq, a predicted model, not a curated record
AUGGCGUCUCGAUCUAUCUGGCAACGUGCCCUUAUUCUCAUUAUUGCACUCAUUAGUCCCGUCGCCCACGCACAGCUGAGUUGGCUGGUCCAUGAUCCCUUCUCUGGAGGCGGGGGCCCGGCAUUUAAUCCUCGAUCCUGCGUCUGGGUGGCUACCCAGGCCUUUGCAGGUUGGGGCAGCAGGAAGGUCACCGUCACGGCGCACAACUACAUCCGAUGGUGA